AGAGUUGUCCUGUGACAUCUCCAGCUCAGCAUAGUUAUGGCAUCGGGGAUACCUGUUGCAUUAGGGGUCUUGGCCCUGUGCUGGUCUCUGGCCACCGUCAAUCCUCUUCCUCUGGCUGGCACCCACGGGAAUGCUGCUGAAGGUGGGAGUGAGACCAAGCUGGACACAAAUGUGAUUGAACACUGUUCAGAUGGCUGGAGCUUUGAUGCCACCACUCUUGAUGACAAUGGGACAAUGCUGUUUUUUAAAGGUGAGUUCGUGUGGAAGGGUCAUAAAGCAGUCCGGGAGUUGAUCUCAGAGAGGUGGAAGAAUUUCACCAGUUCUGUGGAUGCUGCCUUCCGCCAUGGUCACAACAAUGUCUUCCUGAUCAAGGGGGACAAAGUCUGGGCAUAUACAUCUGAAAAGGAGAAAGGUUAUCCAAAGCCACUCCAAGAUGAAUUUCCUGGAAUCCCAUUCCCAUUGGAUGCAGCUGUGGAAUGUCACCGUGGAGAAUGUCAGGAUGAAGGCAUCCUCUUCUUCAAAGGUAAUCGCAAGUGGUUCUGGGACUUUGCUACGGGAACCAAAAAGGAGCGUUUCUGGCCGGCAGUUGGCAACUGCACUUCAGCCCUGCGAUGGCUCGGCCGCUACUAUUGCUUCCAAGGCAACCAGUUCCUCCGCUUUGAUCCUGUGUCAGGAGAGGUGCCUCCUAGUUACCCUCUGGAUGUCCGAGACUACUUCAUAUCCUGCCCUGGCAGAGGACAUGCACCACGCCACAGGAACAGUACCCAACAUGGACAGAACACACACUGCAGGCAAGACCUAGUCUUUUCUGCACUAGUGUCUGACAACCAUGGUGCCACUUACGUCUUCAGUGGAUCCCACUACUGGCGUCUGGAUACCCACCGGGAUGGGUGGCAUAGCUGGCCUAUUGCUCAUCAGUGGCCACAGGGUCCUGCAACGGUGGAUGCAGCCUUCUCCUGGGAGGAUAAACUCUAUCUGAUCCAGGACACCAAGGUGUACGUCUUCCUGACAAAAGGAGGCUAUACCCUCGUAGCUGGUUAUCCAAAGCGGCUGGAGAAAGAAUUUGGAAGCCCUCCUGGGAUCAGCCUUGAGUCUGUAGAUGCAGCUUUUGUCUGUCCUGGGUCUUCUCGGCUCCAUGUCAUGGCAGGACGGCACCUGUGGUGGCUGGACCUGAAGUCGGGAGUUCAAGCCACAUGGACAGAACUUCCUUGGCCUCAUGACAAGGUUGACGGGGCCCUGUGUACAGAUAAGCCCCUGGGCCCCUAUUCAUGUUCUACCAAUGGUCCCAGCUUGUAUCUCAUCCAUGGCCCCAAUCUGUAUUGCUACAGUGAUGUGGAGAAACUGAACGCAGCCAAGAGCCUGCCCCAGCCCCAGACAGUGUUGAGACUCCUGGGCUGUACUCACUGAGGGGCUUGGUGACAUGCGUUUGGCCUAGUCCUACCUCCCUGAUUUCCUCACAAUAAAGCCACAUUCUUUUU
Messenger RNA from Ochotona curzoniae (black-lipped pika), 1478 nucleotides. It is a transcript of the gene HPX, whose product is annotated as hemopexin. The transcript has 10 exons. Bases 37 to 1407 code for a protein of 456 amino acids. Gene Ontology annotation, molecular function: heme transmembrane transporter activity. Gene Ontology annotation, biological process: intracellular iron ion homeostasis; heme transport. Lineage: Eukaryota; Metazoa; Chordata; Mammalia; Lagomorpha; Ochotonidae. The record is from RefSeq and is a predicted model, not a curated record.